This is a messenger RNA of Plasmodium fragile, 2847 nucleotides long. RefSeq lists its product as uncharacterized. The coding region runs from base 1 to 2847 and encodes 948 amino acids. Gene Ontology annotation, molecular function: RNA binding. Gene Ontology annotation, biological process: mRNA processing. The transcript is spliced from 2 exons. Gene Ontology annotation, cellular component: nucleus. Lineage: Eukaryota; Apicomplexa; Aconoidasida; Haemosporida; Plasmodiidae. The record is from RefSeq and is a predicted model, not a curated record.
AUGGAAGAUAACUCCUACUUUGAUGAGGUGGAGAAGUUGUUAGAAAAUAAAAGUAAAAACAAGGAGGGAAAAAAUGGAGUUGUAAAGAAUAGUAGCAGGAGAAAAAAGGAAUUAAAGAACAGAGCAACGAAUGGAGAGUCGGACAAACCCAGUGACAACGAGAAGGAAGAAUAUGUGAAAGGUGGUGGAGAUGAUGAAGGACAACAUAAUGACGAGUACAGUACGCGAGAUGACGAACUCGUUUUGAAAAAAAAUUCCCAUAAGGCGUUAAAUGGAGGAAGGAGGAGCGGUAAAGGAGGGAAAAGUGAGCACCAGGGUGGUAAACAUAAGUCCAGAGCGAAGAGGAGGGGAAACCAAGGUGGAGAUAGUGAGGAGGAUAUGACAGGUGGGAGUGAUGUUACAAGUGAAAGUGGGAGCGCUCGUGGCAGGCGCAACGAUAAAAAUAAACAAAACAGAGUGCGAGACGCACCCAGUGAUAGCAGUGUUGAAAAACGCAAAACGUAUUCAUCGGAGGAGUCCAGUAGUGGACACAAAGGAAGAAGGAAGAGACAUAAAGAUAGGGACAGCCCCGUCAAGUCGCGUAGGGAAGUGUCCCACACCAAGUCUGGCGAGAGUGAUGACGAGGGUGAUAUGGACGAGAAGGAAAGAAGUAAAAAAAAGAGUGCUGUGGAGAGAGGAGCAGGAGGAAGAAGGAGAAAAGGUCACGGAAAGAAGGACCAGAAAAAAAAAAGUGCUCGCCAAAGUGGCUCAGAGAACGAAGCAGAAAGUGAUGGAGAGGAGACCAAUGGAAAAGAGUCUAACAGUGAAGCGGAGAAUAGUGGAGAAGCGAACACUGAUGGAACAAACAGCGAGGAGGACAGCGAGAGUGGAAGUGACUCCGGCAGGAGGAAGCGGAGAGACAAAGUGAAAAGUGGUGCCAAGCGAAGUGACAACAGGGGACACAAAAGAAAAGAGAAAUCAGAUUCAGAGGAGGAGUCAAAUGUGUCCACAAAUUCCGAUCAUGGAGAAAGAGGAAGUAAAGUACGAGGAGGGAGAGGAAGAAGAAGCGGAGGAGGAGUUGUGAAGUCGGACCAGGAGGAAGAAGAGAACAGAGAGAAUAGCGAAGAUGGGGAUGAUCGGGGGAAGCAAAGGAGGAGACAUAGAAGGAGGAGUACUCCCAGUAGUGAACGGGGUUCUGCCACUAAAAGGAAAGGUUCCAAUCGUGAUGAAAGCAAUGAUGAGGGUGAUGAGGGCGAUGAGGGUGGCGACGAAUCCGAUGCGGAGCGCUCCGGACGGGAGGACGCAAAAAGGAGAAAGGGCAAACACAAGAAUGACAGAGAAAGUGAGCGAAAAAGAGCAGAACGAGAUGCAUCGUCAAGUGGAAGCUCCUCUAGUCAGGAAGAAGACUCUCGAAGGAAGCGGAAAAGGAGAAAAGACAGUCCUAGUAUAAGCGACUCGGAUUCCAGUGAUGGAGAGGAGCGCGACCGCAGGUGUAGAAGUGCCAAAAGGAGGAAACGGGAGAGGCACGAGCUGGAGAAGAGGGAAAGAUAUCGGGAUAGGGAGAGAGAGUAUGAUAGGGAGAGGGAACGCGCACGGGAACGACUGUGGAAGGAGCGAGAACGAGAAAGAGAAAGACUGAGGAAGGAAAGGGAAGAAGCACGAAUCAGGAGGGAAAAGAGAAGAGAAGAACAAAGAAAACAGAAGGAACAGGAGGAAGCUAAGAGAGACGACCUAACUGUGCUGGUACUAAACUUAGACCUAAAGGCCGAUGAAAGAGACAUAUAUGAAUUUUUCUCAGAGGUGGCUGGAAAGGUAAGAGAUAUUCAGUGUAUAAAAGAUCAGAGGUCAGGAAAAUCAAAAGGAGUAGCUUAUGUAGAAUUCUACACCCAAGAUUCAGUGAUGAAAGCUUUAUCGGCUAAUGGUUAUAUGUUAAAAAACAGGCCAAUAAAAAUACAAUCUUCCCAAGCGGAAAAAAAUCGAGCCGCGAAAGCAGCAAAACAUCAACCUAUUGACCCAAAUGAUAUUCCUAUAAAAUUAUAUAUUGGUGGGUUGUUAGGUCCGCUAGGAUACAUCUCGGAGCUGGAGUUAAAGCAGCUGUUUAAUCCUUUUGGAGAAAUUCUUGAAGUAGAAAUUCAUCGAGAUCCUUACACAGGCAAGUGCAAAGGGUUUGGGUUCAUCCAGUUCUUUAGAGCAUCCGAGGCCAUUGAAGCUAUGGGGGUUUUAAACGGGAUGGAAAUAGCAGGCAGAGAAUUAAAAGUUAGUUUCGCGCAGGAUUCCAAAUAUAUCCUUGCCUCUGAGAAGGAGGCAAAGGAGAAGGUGCUCGCAAAGCUUUUGGCGAAGAAGGCGAAAGCUGAAGAAAAGGUGGAAGAACCCGACAACGAGAAAAUUGACAACGAUGCUGGUGACGGAGGUGGUCUCAUUGCCGGGGCCGGAAGUAAAAUUGCCCUCAUGCAGAAGUUGCACCGGGACACCAUCGCUGACUCAGGGAUAUCGAGCCAGUUCACCACCGCCACCAAAGGCAUGAUGCAAACGGCAGCGCUGCCUACUGCUCAGCCGAACACUGUAAACAACAUCACGCCGAACCUGGUGCUCUGCAACAUGUUCUCUCCCAAUGACGAAAACAUCGGUUCGGACCCAGACUUUUUCACAGACAUAAUUGAGGACGUUAAGGAGGAGUGCAGCAAGUACGGAAGUAUCAUCAAAAUUUGGUUAGACACAAAAAACAUUGACGGGAAGAUUUACAUCAAGUAUGCUAACCACGAUGAAUCCUUGAAGGCAUUUCAGUUUCUUAAUGGGAGAUACUUUGGAGGUUCCCUGAUAAAUGCUUAUUUUGUGACGGAGGAAAUGUGGAACUCGAUAUGUGGCUAG